This is a messenger RNA of Daldinia decipiens, 1575 nucleotides long. RefSeq names its product S-adenosyl-L-methionine-dependent methyltransferase. The transcript has 2 exons. Bases 237 to 1487 code for a protein of 416 amino acids. Gene Ontology annotation, molecular function: tRNA binding; S-adenosylmethionine-dependent methyltransferase activity. Gene Ontology annotation, cellular component: nucleus; cytoplasm. NCBI's taxonomy places the organism in Eukaryota, Fungi, Ascomycota, Sordariomycetes, Xylariales, Hypoxylaceae. The record is from RefSeq and is a predicted model, not a curated record. Gene Ontology annotation, biological process: tRNA wobble uridine modification.
CAGCAAGGCUUUGCUGUAUUACCGCGAGCAUACGCUAUACCGGUUACCUGGUCUAAUCAGAGAUAGCCAUCCUUGUCCUGCCUAUACCGAGCGAUAUCGAGUUAUAAGGUAAUGUGACUAGUUAACGUAUAUAUGUAUGUACUUGUCUAUGUACUUGUCUACAUACAUAGGUAGAUCCAGCACCAGCAUCAAGCAACUUACACGCCAGCCAACCAUAGCCUCGCGUGCGUACCACCAUGCAGCAGCACCAGCGUCAGCAAGAACAAACGCAGAAACAUGGUCUAGACUAUGCAGAAAGUGAAAGUGGGAUGGAACGGCGGCUAGACCGCGGCGAAGGCAGUGGCGAUUCCGCGCAUCAUAGCGCCAGAAGUAACUCUUAUUCUACAUCUGCCGCUGCCGAUGGCACCGUGCCCAGAGAAGCGGUUACUCUGACCGGUGGGGGAGAGUUCCACUACCACCAACAAGAAGUCCGGCAUCAGCGACAGUCGAUGCAUGAAGCUGCGCCCUCCACCUCCACCGGUUCGCAUGGCGCGGCUAUACGAGACAAACAAAUCCACGUUUCCUCAUCAACUGGCACUCGAAUUAACUACCCCAGUUCCAGCCCUAACGCUGCCGCUGCCGCUACUACUACUACUACUGCUACUAUCGCUGCCGUUGCUGCUAGCGCAAUGGACGCGAAUACCGCCGAGUCCUACGAGCAGCAGCAUGUGCAUAGCGUAUACGAGACUAUCGCGUCGCACUUCUCUGCAACGCGGUACAAGCCCUGGCCCUUCGUCGCAUCCUUCUUGUCGUCGCUGCCCCCCGGCUCCGUGGGCCUAGACGUCGGCUGCGGCAACGGCAAGUACCUGGAUGUGAACCGGGACGUCGUGAUAAUCGGCUCGGACCGCAGCGCUAACUUGGCACGGCUAGCCCAAGACCUAAAAGCCAAGGGAAGUAACGGUGCCGAUGUAGUAGGCGUCGCAGAUGGGCUAGCCCUCCCAUUUGGAGGCGCGAGACGCGUCGACUUCGCCAUCUGCAUCGCGGUUGUCCAUCACUUGUCGACACGGGAGCGUCGCGUCGAGGGCCUGCGGGCUCUACUCGACUGCGUCCGUCCGCGCAGCGGCAAGGUCCUGGUAUACGUCUGGGCGCUGGAACAGGGAACCAGCCGCCGCGGGUGGGACGAGACUGCAGAUCAGGACCAGCUAGUGCCGUGGGUUAUGAAAUCCAAUAAACCUAAGAAACAGAAGGCGGGAGGAGAAGAGGCUAGUAAUAAAAAGGAAAACAACAACAACAAUACCAAUACCAGCGCUGCGAGCGAGAGUGCAGGGGUCGCAGAUGCUACGUAUCAACGAUAUUACCAUCUAUACAGAAAAGGGGAGCUGGAAGAAGAUGCUCAGACAGCUGGAGGAGAGAUUGUAGAGAGUGGCUACGAAAAGGACAAUUGGUGGGUUAUAGCGAGUCCCAAAGAAGAAUCCUCAUCGCCGCCUAUAGGAUCCGAUAGCAAAUAGCAAUAGCAAUAUUAUUACUAUUAGUAAUGAUCACGCUGUCAAGUUACACAAGCAGGCAGCCAUAGAAUUAGUUUUCUUUAUUUCGAGA